CGCCAAGAGUCGAACCUUCUUUUGUUGGUCGUCGGAGCGGUGAACAGCUCCGCGUGAAAGAGGUCCAUCAGUCUCUGUGAAAAUCAACGGCGCGGAGGAUGUUCAUCGCAGGUUGAGCGGCUGGCGAGCAGCCAAGAUGACAACCACACAAUCGAGUUAUUGGCUUCUGGCACAGCCUUGCCUCUUUUCGGAUGACACGUUGCACAGCCUCUUCAUCAGUGAUGAGAUGCUGGCACAGCAUCUUGGGUGACAUUGGCACAGCAUCUCGGGUGACAUGUGGCACAGCAUCUCCGGUGACAUGUGGCACAGCAUCUCGGGUGAUUUGAACCGGCAACUUCUGGUGUGACAGACCCUCCUGACCUCAUCCGGCUGUGGGCUAUCUUGAUUGAUUGAAUGGCGGUGUGACUCCGUCUUGUGCAUUUUCCAUGCCUCGUUGCUUUCAAUUUGACACAUGGCACAGCCUCUUGAUCAGGGAUGAGGUGAGAUGCUGGCGUUUCGGGGGUUUCGGAACCUGCGACUUCUGACGUGCCUGACCUCAUCCAGCUGUGGGCUAUCUCGAUUGACGGAAUGAUGGCGUGACUGGAGGUGCUGUGCAUGUACUGUAACAGUUGAUCUGGUGCAACUUUGCCCUUCUUGAUGGGAUCCUUCCUUGGGGUUGUCCCGGCGAGAUGAUGGCAGGGCGCGGUGUAGCACCUUCACCCCAAUAGAACACAGAGUCAUUAUAACGGUACUUGGGGGCCAACUUUCAGUCUAGAUGCAGUGACAAUGACUGUGCUACAUUCUUUUCGGGUGAAGACGAUAUUCUUGCCGAAAUGGCAGCUGGCGUAUUGCCCCUCCUAGUGCGCGUUCCGAGGAGGUGGUGUGGGGUGCGAGGAGGAUAUGCUUGCUGUGAACGUAUGUACGAUAAGGGGGGUUGUCAAGAUAAGGGGGGCCCUUAUUUGACGAGGUCGCGAUGGCUUACGAGGUUGGGGCCUUGUCAAAUUCUGGCCGAAGUAGGACCCCUCCUUUAAGGAAGGCCUAUCAACUGGAAUAUGUGGCAGGGGCGACCCCAACGGUGCCCAAGAGGGGGGCUAUAAGGUGCGCAUCGGUUUCUCUUGGCGGUGACGAAGAAUCAGUGACGAAAAUAUACCUUGGGACAGAUGGGGGUCACGUGCUUCAAUACAACUAUAAUCACGUGGAUACGGGAGCGUAUGUAGAGUCCUUACCAGGAGCGGCAAUCACGGGGAGUAUCAGUAGUGCCAGUGGAUUUGAAGUGGGAUUGGAAAAUUCCAGUGCAGGAAACUUUCUCACUCGUUCAGCGAAUGCGAGCUUCACAAAUACUCUGACCUCGAAUGUAACACCUAUAUCUAGCAGCGCGCCGAGCCCACGUACAGCUCCUGGUGGAAGUCAGAUUGGAGGACGGAGUGUCUCUCUACCCCCUCUUGACGACUUUGACGCUCAGGAGGAGGGUGGGGAUCCUGCAGGUGAAGGGGGGGAAUGGGUAGGGGAUAAGGGAAACUCUUCUCCGGUGCCCAGUGUGUCUUGGUUGACGCUUCCUGAGCAGUUCCUUAAGACGGGCAGAGGUCACAGCGUUGAUGGAGGAAGAGAGGUGCAAACAAGGCUCCCUGCUAAACUUGUUGCUAGCAGAGUGGUCACGAAGGCUGGAGUCAGAAGUAUGUGCGUGCUGAGAGCAGUAGGGCGAUUAGUCGUUGUUACACUGGAUGGCCAUGUGGCAGUGGUGGACGAGGACACGUUGGAGAAUGGUGUGUGGUUGAGUCAGGCUAAGGGCACCGUAGCAAUCGCAAAGGACCUAUUGAGAGGGAGGAAGCAUGCAAGGAGGGCGACGGUCGACGGAGCACGAGGUCGAGCGGGAGAUGGAGUGGGGAAGGAUGGGAGAAUGCUCCCUGGGAGAUCGGCCACGUGUCGCUUUGUUGUGGCGUGCCAGAAGAAGCUGGUCUUUUUCGAAAGCCGUCAGAGUGCCGGAUGGGUUGCUGGAGGAGUGGAUAGCCGGGCUUCCCGAGGAGCCACUAGUUGGACACUUAGCGAUGGAUCCCUCUCUGUCUUACAGGAGAUGAGCUGCUUCGAUGGAGUUGUGGACUUGCUUUGGAUGGGGGAAUCACUAUUUCUGAGCAACCGGAGAGGCUACCUAAUCUACCGGCUGAGAGAGGGUGGCGGUCUGUUGCCACUCUUCUCUCUCCCUGCGGAUUGCCAGGAUCAACCGCUGAUGAAGGCGAUCUCUAGCAUGGGGGAAGCUGUAUUGACAACGGAGAAGAUUGGAGUGCAGGUGGAUGCAAGAGGCCAGCCAACGGGUACAAGCCUGCUGUUUGAUUCGUCUCCAAGUUCUCUUGGACAAAGCCCGCCCUUUCUCAUGGCUGUCAUUGGUGGCAAUAGUGUUGAUGUCUACAAUCGCAGGACUGGCGCAAAAGUGCAGAGGCUGGAUUUGCCAAAUGGACUGCUGGGGGAGAAAAAAAAGGGAUCAUCAUCAUCUUCUUCGUCAUCGGGACUGGGAUGGAUGCUGGCGAAUGACGACAAUGGGAGCUGCGUGAUUGCCUUCAAUGAGACGCAGGUGUGGUAUGCGCGUCCUGUGGCUCUGGAUGAGCAACUGAAGGAGCUUCUUCGGCGAAAGGAGUAUGCCGAGGCAGUGACACUGGCUGAAGAAUCAGUCUCGGAAGCCCCUGUAAACACCAGUGGCAGAUCCGAAAGGGGAGGCGGAGGGGAUGGCCUUUCGAGAUUGGCCAUUGUUCAGGCGGAGGUGGCAUUCCUGCAGUUUUUUGACCUGUGCUUUGGCAAAGCAGUGGACAUGCUAUUGCAUUGCUCCCUUGUAGAGCCCCCGGAACUUUUUCCGUUCUUCCCUCAACACACUGCAAGAUGGCACCAAAGUGUUCCUCGGAAGCGGUACUGGAGUUUGCACCCCCCACCCCAGCCCAUAGAAGAGGUAGUAAGGAAGGGUUUAUCAGCCAUAGAAAACGGAAUUCUUGGCCAUCCUGAUGAUGACGGCACGGUACUGAUGGACUACGAUGUGGGAAACCACGCGUUAGACGUGGAGGAACAGUAUGUGCUGAAGGCGAAGCGGGCAGUUGCACAGUAUUUGAAGGCUUCAAGGCCAAAGGUCACUGCUUUGGUGGAGAAAGAGGGAACUGACACUCUUCUCGCCAGGCUGUACAUUGAUGUGGGAAUGCGGGAGGAGAUGGAGGUUUUUGUCUCGACACCAAAUUCGUGUGUUGUGGAAGAACUUGAAAUCCCAUUACGUCAGGCACAGUGGUUUUGCGCAUUGGCACUCCUAUUUGAGAGCCGUGGGUUGGUUCACGAGUCUUUGCAGAUCUGGGAUGACUUGGGCAAUGGGAGAUGCAGGGAGGCACCCUAUGGUGAGAAAGAUUCAAGUUUCCCCUCCUUUCUCAAUCCCACUGGAGACGGGUUCGCUACUGAGGGGAAAUUUAGAGAGGGGAUGGGGUCAGCACUGGAGGUGGCACAGCGAGCAGUCGGGGAGGCUUCUCGUAUACUGCAGAGUCUAUCCGAUGUCACAGCAGUGCUGAAGCAUGGAGAGUGGAUUCUGCGGGAGGAUCCCGCUCUGGCAUUUGCAGUCUUCACUUCGAAGCAGCGCAAGAAGCCGGUUCCCGCAGAUGACAUUUUGCAGCUGCUUCGGAAAAGCAGGAAUGAUCAGGUGUAUCAAUGGUAUUUGCAGCAUGUUGUCAUGGUCGAGGGAAGCAUGGAUGGGCAUCUCCACACCGAGCUUGCAAUAAUGCUAGCAGGUGAGGCUUUGCAGGAAUCGAUGAGCGCAGAAGACGAAGGAGAGAUUAUUCCUUUGCCUGCAGACAGCGUGGUUCAUUAUCAGAAGGACAGCGAGAAUGCCGUAACAUCGCACAGUAAUGGUAACCGCAGUGCAGGAGGGCAGCAUGGUGGUUAUAAGGGAUUGAAGAACUGGGUCAAGAACAGCAGGGGCGGAAAUGGUGUGGGCGCAGUCGCAGCUGCUGAAGUACCUGGAGAUGACUGGUUCGGUCAAGGUAGAAGAAGACAGCUACCAAACGCUGAACUUGGUUUUGAGAUGGAAGAGAGUAACGUGGUAAAAGGCCUUGGAAAGAGCUAUGCACCAUCACGGUCACAUCCAAGGAUGGUGGUUAAUGGUGUUGUGAAGAACAAUCUACAGCUUCAGAAUCUACGAAAGGGCAAAGACCUCAUUGCACCCCUGGGGGGCACUGCACAGGAUGGUGACUUGGGAUCCACUACUUCAUCAAUGCUUGAUGGGGUGCUGGCUCGGGAUGAGCAGCGAAUGAAUCAAGUUAUAACUUGGGAAGGAGGGAAAAGCAGUCGGGACAGAAAGCGUGGGCCUCGGGAAUGGCAGCAUGAAAUUGAAGAGAGACCAGAACGGCAGUGCAGUGAGGGAUGGACACGGGAGGAAAACGGAAAGGGUGGAGACACAGCACCCGCAGGUGAGGCUGGGAAGGGUUUUCCUGCCGAGGAAGAUGGGUUUGGAGAUGAUGGGUUGGCCUUGGUAUCUGAGAAAAGGCAGCAACUGCAGGCAUUCUUAAAGUUCUCCGACAGGUAUGAGAUAGAAGCAGUCCUGUCCUUCAUUGCGGACACAAACCUUUGGCAAGAGCAGGUAAUUCUUAACAGCAAGCAAGGAAAUCACACAGCUGCAUUGCGUGUCCUUGCACUGAAACUCAGCGAUCUCGAGGAGGCUGAACGGUACUGUGGACAGUAUGGUGGACCAGAAACAUACAAAGAGUUGUUUGAGAUGUAUCUCCACCCGGGGGACGGUCGGCCGCCGUUGUUUCCUGCCGCUAUUGGAUUACUCAACCUGCAUGGCGAUUACUUGAAUCCCAUCCAAGUUUUGGAGGCGUUGUCUGAUGAUUUGCCACUUCACGGAGCAGUGGACGUGAUUUCCUGGAUAAUGCAGGAGCGCGUGCAUCGGCAGCGUUUGGGGCAGGUUGUAAAAGAGUUGAACUGCUCUAAAAACCUGUUAGCGAACGUAGCUCUUGUCCAGCAGAGGGCACGCUAUGUGGCUAUGAACGACGAGCGGGCGUGCUGGUCGUGUCAUGCUCGCAUUGGCACGAAGCUUUUCGCUUUGCAUCCCAAUCAUGAUAAUGCUAUUGUCUGCUAUCAGUGUUUCCGCACGACUGCAUAGAAGACGAUAACAUAAUUGGCUGGCAUAGAAGACUCCACUUGUGUUGCGUGCAGUGUGGGGAAGUUUGGUUGCAAGCUUGAUGAUUCAGCGCUGGCUGUGAAGUGCACAGUUUGGGAACAGAGUUUGAUGUUCUGGUGUGCUUGUCUGUGGGAAAGCCCAGGUGCUGCAGUCUGAAGGGGGGGGGCGCGCUUCAAAUCUUUUUCUAAAAGUGUUGUGUAUGUGACGUGUAUAUGAGCUGCUUUUUCUGUGUGGUUUGACCACUCAGCCGCUACAAAUCGUUGUUGCUCCACCACCAGCCUGUUCUUUGCUUUUCCGACUGCAGAAUCUGGACAAGUUUUCUUUGCUGCUUAUAUGAUGCAAGGAGUUGAAUGGCUGGAGGGAUCUCUCUGUCCUUAAUUUUCUGUGAAGUGAUAGCUCCAUUUGGGUUUUUCAAACUCCCUGAUCCAAUUCAGUCAUUAUGAUACCAAAAAUGAUUGUGCAGUCGUCCAAGAAUCCACACCUCCUUCACACCGCUCUGUUUCUUUAAUGCAUCAUCACGCAAUUCGUCACACACAACAGACAAGCUUUACACGCUUUAUAGGACAUGCGAACUCGUUAAAAUCCCUCCGAAAACCCGAAAUUAUUAACAAUAGGUCUUCGGUGCGCAAGCGGCUAUGGCCGUUGUGAACAGCUCAAGCGGUUAUGGUCGCUGUGAAUAGCAAACAGACAGCUUCAACUGAUUGGGACUGACAGACUACUGGUACCUAACCACCGAUUCGUACGGGCUUCGGGGCCUACCGGUUUCUGUACGGCCUACUAGUAUGAUAUCCACGGGAAUCCUAUUACGGUCUACCAGUGGGGUGUAUAAUACAAAGGGAAAUUGGGACUUGGUACCAGGAGCGGACCACGAGACACGUGAGUCCUUCCAAUCGCGAUGAAAGGAAGCAACGAGGAAAGUUGGUUGUACUGAAGGUCGAUGACAACAUGAAGCAAUGAGGGAAGUGCAGAGAAGACGCAGACGACAUGUGUCCCUGGAAACAGGCCCCGUUUGCACACGCCAAUGGACCCUUUAUAGGUGAACAAGCAUCGGUAUCGAAGAGGAGGGUUGUGACGACGGAAGACAAGACUGGCUGAGGCAAACCAGGGCCAGAGACGAUAAUCAGCAGGUGGUGGCUGACUUGGAGCUGAAGUGCAUGAGAAUGGAUAGAGAGGAGAGCAUGCAGAGAGGGCUCCAAAAGGUGGAAAAAAAUUACUCGGAGGUGACGUGCAUGAAAGCAGUGAAGGAUUUAGAGAAGAGCAUACAGAGAGGGUCCUGAAGCUGGAAGACAACGCAAGCAGGUUGGAGGUAGAGAUGGCAGCAAUGGAAGAAGGGAAUCGAGGGUCAAAGCCAAAGAUGAGUAAGCGUUACAGACUUGGAGGAUACCAGACACCGGCCAAUAAAUUUUGCCCAAGUCGUAGCGGAAGGUUAUGGUGAAGUCUCAGAAAGAGUUUGAGUUUGCGACGAUCCAAGCUGUACAGACGGAGGAUAGAUUGAGUGAAAGAUCAGAGACAAAUAAGGUACGAGUUUUACUCGAGCGUCCUGACAACUAAGUUCUAUGGUGCCAUGGUGGCAAGCUUGUUGUGAAAGGCGGGACGGAGCUGUGGGGACAUUGCUGAAUCAUCCUCAUUGGUCACACUGUUGUCAGAAUUGCUGUUGCUGCAUACAAGGCAAAGUAUGUGUGUGGUCUUUUCAUCACACCAAGGUAGAGGCCAAGGUGCUGAACAGGCUUUUGCGAAUGCGGCGGUAAAAUGGUUGUUUUGAAAUUACCUGUUGGUCGUCCGUGAAUAAGGACAAUCAUCCGGUUUCUUGAGUCGAUGGCAAAAGUGGAAGUGCCUGAUGUGCGAGCUCGUCACAAUUGGGGCUGCGUGAAUGGAAUGAUUGAGUUUGCAUGUACAGGAAAGCUUGAAAGUGGAGUGAGUCUCGGUGUCCCAUGCUCGCUUCCUUCCUUGGCAAUGCUGGCAGUGGGGUUGCUUCGGCCAUGUGCCGCCUUCGUUGUUUUCCAAUCCAUCAGCGGCUGAUGAUGUUGUGAAGUGAGUAAUAAUCUCUGUGUGCAGAAAAAAACUUUUUUUUUCUGCCCAAGGUCAACUGAGAUUGGCCGAGCUCUGCUUUCACUGGAGUGCAAAGGGAAGUGCAAACAUCAGGAAGGCUCACAUCCGUGUUCCUGACAGGUUUAAUAUGAUGUGACAGGUCUCAACGGGGUGGUGCCGUGUGUGUGGCACAAAGUUGCUUUUCAGGAUAAGUCUCAGUAGUUUUCCUCUCGUUCGACGUGCACUGAAUGGAUUGCUGUGGGGAUUGAACAAGGUUCAGUUAUUUUCCUCGAGUUCGACGUGCACUAGAUGGAUUGCUUGGCAUCAUCGGAUCUGCUCUGCACACCACUUUGGAGAGCUGUACUGCUGGGCCAAGUUGUCUUGUCACCGUGGGAGGGUCACGAUCUCAGAACUUAUGACGUCAGAUGGUACUCACACGGGGAUGAAAUGGAUGGCAGUAAUGGAAUGAAUGAGGAGAGUCCUUGAUCUGGACCACGGGUUCGGAGAGCCGCUGCUGCUGUUCGAUUAUUGAAGUGCCCAAGGCAGUUGGAGGGACAGAGGUGGGUCUGGCAAGAGAGGCUAUCAGCCUGAGUGGCGAUCCUUUCUUUGUGUUGAACGGCGGCUUCAUCAACAAGUGCCAUCUGUGAAAGAAGCUCUACGAACUCCACCUGCAUUUGGCACAGCUUUCAGUCCCGACUCCCGAUGCAGCGAUAAGGACCGGGCGUUUUAUUCGGGUGAAGACGGUAGCCAAUAAGGUAUUCAGUAGAAUGGACGAAGUCCAAGCAGCCAGGCGGGAGUAACGGGAUCAUUAACAGGAGAAUCUAUAGGAAGUGCUUGUGCAAACUGAAAUGCGAAUUCAUCUCCAUGCAUUGAUUCAACAUUCACUCGGGGACUAAAUCAAGAAAGAAGAGGAGAAGCGGGAAAGAGCGGGAAGAGCAGGAAGAGCGGGAAGAGCGGGAAGAGCGGGAAGAGCGCGAAGAGCGCGAAGAGCGGGAAGAGAGAGGAGCGCAAGUACAGGAAAGCAAAGUAUGGAUGGGAGCUGUGAAGGGAAAGCACAAAACACGGCCACAAUCGGUGGAAUGUGGGAAGGCCGAGAAGAAGAUGGUAUAUGCCAUAUGAAGAGUUGAAGAGAAGCUUGUGAUGCAUCGCAAGCUUCUAGUGAGUGUGCAUGGCGCGGUGGACUAGCUUGUGACAGUUCAAGAAGGGAGGGGGGCGAGCGCGCAAUUUCAAAGGAGAGAUUUGCACCAAGAAUUCAAAUUGCCAAUCUAUGCUGCAGGGCUUUGAUUACACGGAACUCCACCGUGGAUUGCACAUUCGAGACUUGUUGGACUGUCUUCGCUGCAGUUUUUCAGCGCUUUGAUUGCUUGUACUUCGUGAGUGAGCGAUGCCAGUCGCAGUCAGUGUGAUAAGCUACUAAGCCAUGCUGCAGCACACAUGAUUUAUCAGGACAACAAUACAAAGAUGUUGCUACGCUGAACAAGAUUGAAAUUGAAACCGAAGUACAAUCCCCCCGAAAACGUGCAGCCGGGGAAAAAGGGGUGUGCAGGCAUCUGUGCUCCACGAGCGAACUGGUCCGCAUUUUUGAGGCGUGAAAGAAGGAUUGAGAGUCAUCGUAAAAUCGAACGGACUCGUCCGCGUUUUUGUGGCAAAGACGACAUCGAGAGUAGUGUGGGCACCGGGCAAAGACGGCAUCGAGAGUAGUGUGGGCACCGGGCAAAGACGGCAUAGAGAGUAGUGUGGGCACAAGGCAUCUGUGCUCUACAAGUGGACGGGUCCCCUUUUUUGAGGUGUGAAAGAAGGAUCGAGAGUCAUCGUAAAUCGACGGGACUAGUCCACAUUUUUGUGGCAUGAAUGAGGACGUCAAGAGUAGCAUGGGCACCUAUGAGGACGUCGUUAAUAUUCGUGAGAUUACAGAAGUACUAUCUGCUGUUGUCUGCGAGGACAUCACCUACUGUGAGAAGUCCACAGAGAAAAAAAAAAUGCGGCAAAGAUGGGUGGCAGCUACACUCUGCUGGCGAGUGCACUAAGUUUUUCGAACACCUGACCUUCAGUUCGACAACGGACUGCAGCGUCAUCUUCUGAAGAGUGUAAUUUUUAGUUGGACCUGCAUUCAGUUUCCGUGGGGCUGCUUCAGUCGUAGUGGAGACCGGGAAUUAGAGAGA
Molecule: messenger RNA, 9309 nt
Organism: Chara braunii
Lineage: Eukaryota; Viridiplantae; Streptophyta; Charophyceae; Charales; Characeae
Source: the annotation of a GenBank genome assembly